CAAUUAUAUGACACAUAUACAAAAACAGACCCAAAACAUUGUGUGUACUCUCACAUCACAUAUACACACACUAAGGUCAUUCUCGUCUUUUCACAUAUCCACGCAUGCCACUAUACCCCGCACCCCGCAAAACCCGACCUUUUUCUUUAACUCCCUUUUCUCUCUCUCCCAAUAGUAUAUUUAUCUAUAUACAGUACAUAACAUUUUCUCACAUCCAUCAAGCCAAAGAAAAGACUCCAUUUUUAUUUUUCCGGUCUUCAGAGAGAGAGAAAGGGUCAAAAAUCAAGAAUGGUAGUGGACGAAUUCAUGGUGUGUGUGGACAAAAUCAUAGCAUCUGCAGCAUGUUUUCAAGAAUCAUCGACAACAUCAUCUUCUACUAAUGGCGUUGGGGGAGAAGAAGCUAUUGUUGCUGUUGGUGUUGUCCGAGGAAAUGGUGAUACAAGUGGUAAUAAAGAUGGGAUUUUUCGUAGUGAGGGUGAAGGGCCUUCGUUUUCUUUUGUGAAGGAAAAAGGUUUGAGCUUGAGGGAGUGCAGAAUUUGUCAGGAGGAAGAUGAGGAGAAGGACAUGGAGGCCCCUUGUUCUUGUAAUGGCACUCUCAAGUUUGCUCAUAGGAAGUGUAUUCAGAGAUGGUGCAACAAAAAAGGCGAUAUCACCUGUGAAAUCUGCAAUCAGGUUUUCUCACCAAAUUAUAGCAGUCCACCACCUAGAAGCAAUGCUGAUGUUAUGGCUAUUGAUAUUAGACAAGCAUGGGGUCCACAUAUUGAUCUUCGGGACCCUCGAUUCUUGGCUUUUGCGGCGGCCGAACGACAGUUUUUGCAAUCGGAAUAUGAUGACUAUGCCUUUGCAAAUAGUGGGACUCUUACCUGUUUCCGUACAGUGGCACUCAUAUUGAUGCUUCUCUUGCUGAUACGUCAAACUCUAAUGCUGACGAGAGACUUUGGAAUGUUGCGUGAAUCAUCGGUUUUCUUCAAUUAUCAGAUUACCAUUCUUCAGCUGGCUGGUUUUCUUCUUCCAUGCUAUGUGGUGGCUCGUUCAUUUUACGUCAUACAAUGCCGAAGAAGGAGGCAGCCUGGUGAGACUCAGAAGCAAGUGUAA
Messenger RNA from Striga asiatica, 1095 nucleotides. The record is from the annotation of a GenBank genome assembly. NCBI's taxonomy places the organism in Eukaryota, Viridiplantae, Streptophyta, Magnoliopsida, Lamiales, Orobanchaceae.